Molecule: messenger RNA, 3282 nt
Organism: Morone saxatilis (striped sea-bass)
Lineage: Eukaryota; Metazoa; Chordata; Actinopteri; Moronidae
Gene: psen1
Product: presenilin 1
Exons: 11
Coding region: 193-1665 (490 amino acids)
Biological process (GO): smooth endoplasmic reticulum calcium ion homeostasis; amyloid precursor protein catabolic process; amyloid-beta metabolic process
Cellular component (GO): mitochondrial inner membrane; nucleus; Z disc
Molecular function (GO): beta-catenin binding; cadherin binding; aspartic endopeptidase activity, intramembrane cleaving
Source: RefSeq, a predicted model, not a curated record
AGCAGGAAGCAGUUCCACACCAGCGACCGGAAGUUCUGUGCGAAGACAGGAACAACAAAGAAGAGAGAAAGUGCCCGGGUUUUAAAACAUACUUAAAAAAAAAAACAAGGGAAUUAACGUAUUAUUCGCAGUAGGGCGAAAGAAUUUGGUUUGCAUGUGAGGACAAGUGUCUGCCCGAGCCACGAGCCAACCAUGGCGAACAAUACAGAGGAUAUUGAGAACAAUAUGGACCAACAGGAGACCAAUGUGGCCCCUGAACCCACCCAGCAGCCACAGGAGGCUGCCGUGACCAGAGCGCGGUCCAGAGGAGGCUCAGGAGGAGGUGGAGGCGACGGCGGAGGUGGAGGUGGAGGUGGAGGUGGAGGUGGAGGUGGCAAUGGCAAUGGCAGUGGACCGGAGCAGAACGGGCAGCCCCCCACCGCUCGCGCUCCACGCGUGGUGGAGGCCGAGGAGGACGAGGACGAGGAGCUGACCUUGAAAUACGGGGCCAAGCACGUCAUCAUGCUGUUUGUUCCCGUGACCCUCUGCAUGGUGGUUGUCGUGGCAACCAUAAAGUCUGUCAGCUUCUACACCCAGAACGACGGGCAGAGAUUGAUCUACACACCGUUCCCUGAAGACACAGACACAGUAGCACAGCGAGCCCUCAACUCCAUCCUGAACGCCACCAUCAUGAUCACUGUGAUCAUCGUCAUGACUUUGGUGCUGGUGCUGUUGUACAAGUACCGCUGCUACAAGGUGAUUGAAGGCUGGCUCUUCCUCUCCUCCCUCCUCCUGCUGUUCUUCUUCUCCUACAUCUACCUCAAAGAGGUUUUUAAGACCUACAAUGUGGCCAUGGACUUCCUCACCCUGGCGCUAAUAAUUUGGAACUUCGGAGUGGUGGGCAUGAUGUGUAUUCACUGGAAAGGACCGCUGCGGCUCCAGCAGGCCUACCUCAUCAUGAUCAGCGCCCUCAUGGCCCUGGUGUUCAUCAAGUACCUGCCAGAGUGGACCGCCUGGCUCAUAUUAGCCGUUAUAUCUGUCUACGAUCUGUUAGCGGUGCUCUGUCCCAAAGGGCCUCUGAGGAUCCUGGUGGAGACGGCUCAGGAGAGGAACGAACCCAUCUUUCCAGCUCUCAUCUACUCUUCUACAAUGGUGUGGCUCGUCAACAUGGCCGACACUGACAGGCCGAAAAGGAACUCGACAGAAGCAGCAUCACCUCAACAAGAGGCUCCAGAAGCCGUGGCGUCCCCGGCUCCCUCCACUCUGUCACAGGACGACGGAGGCUUCUCCUCCACCUGGGUCAACCAGCAGGAGCACCAGCUGGGGCCGCUCCAGUCCACCGAACAGACCAGACGAGAGGUCCAGGAGAUGCCCUCCGCUCGUCCUCCUGUUGAAGACGACGACGAGGAAAGGGGCGUCAAGCUGGGCCUCGGAGACUUCAUCUUCUACAGCAUGCUGGUGGGAAAGGCCUCGGCCACAGCCAGCGGUGACUGGAACACCACGCUCGCCUGCUUCGUGGCCAUUCUCAUUGGCCUGUGUCUGACCCUGCUCCUCCUCGCCAUCUUCAAGAAAGCUCUGCCCGCUCUGCCCAUCUCGAUUUUUUUCGGCCUGGUCUUCUACUUCGCCACAGACAACUUGGUACAGCCCUUUAUGGACAAGCUGGCGCUACACCAAUUCUACAUUUAGCAGGACGCUGCCCUGAUAACCCUCACCCACAUAGCCCUCCGGCCAACAACACGAGAGCGGUCCCUUAACAGCCGGGGAACAAAGGGUGAUGCAGGGGCCCCUCCCGCCUCCACAUCCUCUCCUAAGAACUCAUGAUGACGGGACACAAGUUGUUUUUGUUCUGCCUUUCUUUUUCCGGCGCCAAGGGAGGGUAUUCCCCACUACAGCUGUUCUUAAAUAUUUUAUUUCCGUUUUAAACCAAGAAGUGACAUUUCUAGCUCGACUUGGGAACUCCUCUUCAAAUCGUCGAUCACCAGUCUCAGGCUCCAUCCAAACUGAGAGAAGUUAGUGGGAAUAUCUGACCUUUUAUUUAUCCAGGGAGGCUUCACAAGAGCUCCGCCUGCUCCUUUUCAGCAGCGCCCUGCUUCACAUUCACACAUUCAUACCUGGGAGCUGCCCAGUACAACCACAGUCUUCUUCAACCGGGGGUUCUACAGUAGGUGCCUUGCUCAGGGACACCUCGGCCGGUAGCUGUUGAGUGAAGGGGGACGGUUUCAUUAAAUCUUCCUUCAAAGACUUUUAUCAGACGUCUUCAUUUUUACGACUCGUGUGCUGCCACGCCCCCGCCCCCCUCACCCUGAAACUAAAUCCAAGAUUUAAAAAAAAGCCUUCAUCGAAUAAUGAACACUCUCUGAUGAUAUUGAUAAUAGAUUGGUAAAUGUGUAGUUUGAUUGUGUUUGAGCUGUCAGUCACCAGACGUGCUUUCCUCACCGCUGUUAAGAAUGGUUAAUGUGGGUUGUGUUUUUUUCCACUUUAGACACUAAAACCAAAGCUCUGAAGCCGGAGCCAUUUACACCCGGAAAGAUCGACACCGAACAGGAUGUUGAAAACACGUGAAUCUUUCCCACAGGGGGGGAAAAGUGGAAGAAUUUAUCGUCUCUAGAAUUAAAAUAUGAGUAUUAUUAUGACACUGACUCAUCAGAGAUUUCAUCAUGUUUUUCUGCCGCUAAUUUUUUUUACCUUAAAUCACCUUUUGAAUUCGUAGCCUGCAGAGGGAGGAGAGUUCACACACAUACACACACACUGACACACUCACACCUGAGACUUGCCUGCCAUGUCAGUCACGUACUGUCAGCCACUGAGCAGUUCUGCUGGAGCGGUUGGAGGUUCAGUGCCUUGCUCAAGGGCAUUUCAGUAGUAGUUGUUGUUAUUGUUAUUGUGGGACAGAAAUGUGCUUUUCAUUCUCUUCCCUGACUGAGAUUUGAUUUUGUUUUUUUGUUUUUUUUCAACCUGUCCAGGGAUUGUAACCUGUGAUCAUCUGGUCACAAACUCUGAACCUUUAGGCUAUAGCUGCCCUCAUGACGCUCGCCUGGUGCUGUCUGGAACUAUGCUACAUCAAACUAAUUAUUUCAACUAUACACAGAUUUUUUUUUCUUCAAGAUAUGCAGAAGAGAAACUUUGUACUUUUUGAAUCAUGGGGGUAAAUGUGAACAGGGUUCGUACACAGAUCAAGCAAAAUCUGAGGUGAAAGUGUGAAAACAAAAAGCUUUGACAGAAAGUCUGUGUGUGCAUUGAGGAAAAGUUCCUGAUGAAUGAGGGAGUUGUAGAUUUAGUUUAAUCUGAUACUUGAAUUUGUGA